CGUGCGGGCGGCCGUGCGGGCUUUGUCAGCAGGCCAGCGGGGCGGGCGGCCAGCGGUCCGCGUGCGGGGUGCGCGCUGUCCUCUCGCCUCUGGGGGCAGGGGGUCACACACCCAAGACGUAGAGCCUCCAGCUUCAGCGUCUGUGUCGCAGUUCUCAAGCCCACCAGCCCUUCGGAGGUGGCCUGGCGGUGGGUGGGGGGCACAGGUGCGGCUAGUACUACUGUUUUGCUCUAAGCCUGCCUCCUCUCCCAGGAGCCCAAGGGAGCUCUCCAAAUGAUGCUGGGGAAGUGGCCGGGGCCUCGAGCCUCUUUGUGCUGGAGGAGAUGCAGAGCCGGCACCUCUGUCCUGGCGGGGGUAGAGGUGAUGAACAGGAUUCCCUGCAGCCCUGGUCCCGAAGGAGAACUCCCAGGUGGGGAGAGGUGAUGGGCUGCGCUGUCCCAACUCUUCCCUGAAGGCUCCCUUUUUAGAGUUGUAUCUGAACCCGGUGGCCGUCUCUGCUGAUGUCCUGGACGUCUUAACCCCCUCAUGCAGUGGCUGCAUGGUGGUCAUGGGAUCUUCAGGGCCUGAGUAGCAUGUCUGUGGUUUCCCAGGAAUGUUAGCUGGAGGCCAGUUUGAACUCAGGCAGUUUGUCUGUAGAGCUCAUCACUCUGCAGUAGCCGUUCUGCAGCACCUACUUUCCCCGAGCUCCAGUCCCAAUGAAUGACAGAAAUGUCUUUUGCCCACCUAGGGUCUGAGAGAUGCCAGUCAAACCGAGUCUUCAGGCGAUACCUUGCUCCUGUCCACAGAGACUGACUGGUGACUAGAAGGUGACUCCGGAGCCUGAAUUUCUGAGCAUGGAAAUCUGCAGAAGACAGUGUCCGAGGCCCUCACAGUGAUGGAGCUCGCUGCCCCUGCGCCUGGCGGGGCCCCUGAACCCAGAUUAGGGGGGCUGUUGGGAAACCUGGACGGGCAGAGCCUGCGGAGCUGCCCCUCCCAGGAGGGGGGUUUCAAGCCGGUGACAGUUACCCACUGGAAGAUCCAAACAGGAGAGGCGGCGCAGGUGGGCGGUAAGUCAGGAGGAAGCCCCGUCCUGAGCUCAAACCUCCUCCUGCUUCAGAGAGAGCUGAUCGAAGGGGAGGCCCGUCAGCGCGAGGCUUGCGGAAGCUUCCCAUUUAAUUCGGACCUGGUCAGACAUCAGGUUUCUCAGGCUGGGGAGAAAUCUCACAGACGUGAUGAGUGUGGGAGGGGCUUCGGCCAGAGCUCCCACCUCAUGGCGCAUCCGCGCGCUCACGGCGGAGACAGACUCUACGUGUGUAAUGCGUGUGGGAAAGACUUCGUUCUCUACGCGGAUCUUGUGGAGCAUCAGAAAGCGCACGCGGGAGAAAGGCCCUUCAAGUGCGCUCAGUGUGGGAAGGCGUUCUGUCACAGCUCAGACCUGAUCCGCCACCAGCGCGUCCACACCCGGGAGCGACCUUUCGAGUGCAAGGAAUGCGGGAAGGGCUUCAGUCAGAGCUCGCUGCUCAUCCGGCACCAGAGGAUCCACACUGGGGAGAGGCCCUACGAGUGCAACGAGUGCGGCAAGGCCUUCAUCCGGAGCUCCAGCCUCAUCCGGCAUUACCAGGUCCACACGGAGGUGAGGCAGUACGAGUGUGAGGAGUGCAGGAAGGCCUUCCGCCACCGCUCGGACCUCAUCGAGCACCAGAGGAUCCACACUGGGGAGAGGCCCUACGAGUGCAACGAGUGCGGCAAGGCCUUCAUCCGGAGCUCGAAGCUCAUCCAGCACCAGAGGAUCCACACUGGAGAGAGGCCUUACGUGUGCAACGAGUGCGGGAAGCGUUUCAGCCAGACGUCGAACUUCACUCAGCAUCAGAGGAUCCACACUGGAGAGAAGCUCUAUGAAUGUAACGAGUGCGGGAAAGCGUUCUUUCUGAGUUCAUACCUUAUUCGACACCAGAAGAUCCACACCGGAGAGAGGGUGUAUGAGUGUAAGGAGUGUGGGAAAGCUUUUCUCCAGAAAGCCCAUCUCACUGAGCAUCAGAAGAUCCACACUGGGGACAGGCCCUUCGCGUGUAAGGAUUGUGGGAAAGCCUUCAUUCAGAGCUCCAAGCUCCUCCUACACCAGGUUAUUCACACUGGAGAGAAGCCCUACGUAUGUAGUUACUGUGGGAAAGGCUUUAUUCAGAGGUCAAACUUCCUUCAGCACCAGAAAAUUCAUGCUGAAGACAAACUCUAUGAAUGUAGUCAGUAUGGGACAGAGUUCACCUCAGCUCCGAACUUUAAAGGCAGUCAAGAGGCUCACCAAGAGGGACUUCCCUUGAGUCAGACCCCCAUACAUUUGGGUGAGAAGUAUGUAGGUCAGGGGGAACACACAGACUUGUAACUAUACUCCAACUCACUGAGUGAGACUCGAAGCGAGUGGUGUGAGCCCUAAGUCAUGCGGCUUUGGACAUGUCACCAUUUCCCAGAGUCACCGGCAGGGCUGCCUCUGGAGUGGGCUGCCACCUCCCACUUGGCUGCCCAGCCGGCCCGCUGCCUUCCUCCUCUGCUGGGAGCUCGUGCCCUCGUGAGAGUCACGUGACUGGACAGCUUACUUGGAGCUGGACCAGCGUCGGGGGAGGAGCUCGGCCUCGGGAGAAGGUUCUUCUGUUUCAUUGCACAAUUACAAUUCACCCCAGAGUUAAAUCCCUUCUAAAGUAGAAUUAUGUAUCUAAUCGUAUCCCUUUAAAAGAGUAUUCCUUAGCAUAUUUUGAUCUAUCAGAAAGGCAAGUUGGAGAAACAUCCUUUCUUAUCUAAAACCACAAAUUGGUUCCCUGUCCUUAGCAUAAGUUCCAAUCUCCCCAUCCUGCAUCCGAAGGCCUUUUGCUUCCUGGGGCCUCUUCUCCCGCCGGUUAACUCCCUGCCGCACCGUUGGCACUGUGGCAGCACUAACUGCUGGACGUCCCCACUUAGCCAGGCCGCUCCUGCCUCCUUGCCUCCGUCCUGGUUGGAAUGCCCCCUCUCCUCACCGGGCUGACUGUCGGCUCAGCCCGCUACCCUCUGCUUCCGUUCCUCGGUGGUCCUUCACCUCUGUUACUGCACUUAUUACUCUGAUAUGUCAAAAUCGUGUUUCGGAUCCUCUCUCUUCCCUUGUUACAGUGUUAAUUCGUGGAGCACAGUGGGCGUAUCUGAUUGAUUUGUGUGUCCCUGGCAUCUAGAGCAAGGCAGUAAAAAGCACACCCCAGUCGCUGUGUACUUGGUUUGUCUUUUCUAUACUGCUGUUUAAAAUAUGUUUUUGGAUGCUCUUUUUGUUGUUGCUGUUUUGUGUAAUCUGCUGGUCUGUCGGAAAUUCCUCCUCUCGGCCCUGCUGGCGUCUUCGGCUCAAAAUGCAUUCAGCACUUGCAGGCAGUAGCCAGAGUAAGACGGCGCCCCUUGUGUUUUUGCCUUUACAGCUUGUCCAUGACUGUCCACUUGCUCUGGGGGAGGCUUGUCCUCAGUCGUCUGUGUGUCUUUCUGAUUCAUUCAAAGGGCACACAGUCCUGGCGCGCCACGUGACUUUUCCUGUCUCGGCCAUUCCAUGAUUGAGCCCAACUUCUCCCCCUUGCGCUGCUCUCUGGCUCACUUUGUCAUUGAUUUGAAAAAUGUAAUUAUCUAAAAGGACCAGUGCUAAAUACUGGGAAACGGAGAUGAAUGAGACACCAGGUGUCCUGAAGUCGUCUAGAGUCUGAUGGGGGAGGCAGGAAGGUCUCAGUACGCCGAGUUGAGU
Kogia breviceps (pygmy sperm whale) is the source of this 3721-nucleotide messenger RNA. The record is from RefSeq and is a predicted model, not a curated record. Lineage: Eukaryota; Metazoa; Chordata; Mammalia; Artiodactyla; Physeteridae.